AUCGGCGAACAGCUGACUGGCGGCAUCCGAAUUUACAAACAAUUUGCAGAUUUUAUUUGUUCUAUGCAAAAUGGACUACGAUUUCAAGAUGAAAACGCAAAUUGAGCGUACAAAAGUGGAGGACCUGUUCAACUACGAGGGCUGCAAGGUGGGGCGUGGCACCUACGGCCACGUCUACAAGGCGAAAUGGAAGGAGACAAGCGAUGGCAAGGAAUACGCCUUGAAACAGAUCGAUGGCACUGGACUGUCCAUGUCCGCCUGCCGCGAGAUCGCUUUGCUGCGCGAACUGAAGCACCAGAAUGUGAUUACCCUCAUCCGGGUGUUCCUGUCGCACAACGACCGCAAGGUGUUCCUGCUGAUCGACUAUGCUGAGCACGAUCUCUGGCACAUCAUCAAGUUCCAUCGGGCGGCCAAGGCCACCAAGAAACAGGUGGUGGUUCCCCGUGGCAUGGUCAAGAGUCUGCUCUACCAGAUUCUGGACGGGAUUCACUAUCUGCACAGUAAUUGGGUGCUGCAUCGCGAUCUGAAACCGGCCAACAUCCUGGUCAUGGGCGAUGGCAACGAGCGGGGUCGCGUUAAGAUAGCCGACAUGGGUUUCGCGCGCCUAUUUAAUGCCCCGCUGAAACCACUGGCAGAUCUUGACCCCGUGGUGGUCACCUUUUGGUAUCGUGCUCCGGAACUGCUGCUCGGCGCACGGCAUUACACCAAGGCCAUUGACAUCUGGGCCAUUGGGUGCAUCUUCGCUGAAUUACUCACCUCCGAGCCCAUCUUUCACUGCCGCCAGGAGGACAUUAAGACCAGUAAUCCGUAUCACCACGAUCAGCUGGACCGCAUCUUCAAUGUGAUGGGCUUUCCGCAGGACAAGGACUGGGAGGACAUCAAGAAGAUGCCGGAACAUCAUACGCUGACGAAGGAUUUCAAGCGUUCCACUUACUCCACCUGCUCGCUGGCCAAGUACAUGGAGCGGCACAAGAUCAAGCCGGACAGCAAGGCCUUCCAUCUGCUGCAGAAACUACUGCUGAUGGAUCCCAACAAGCGUAUCACCUCCGAACAGGCCAUGCAGGAUCAGUACUUCCAGGAGGAGCCGCUGCCUACGCAGGAUGUGUUCGCCGGCUGUCCCAUACCAUAUCCCAAGCGGGAGUUCCUCACGGAUGACGAUCAGGAGGACAAGUCGGACAACAAGCGGCAGCAGCAGCAGCAGCAGCAACAGCAGCAGCAGCAGCAACAACAGCAGCAGCAGCAGCAACAACAGAUGAAUGCCGAGCCGAAUGCCAAGAGAGUAAGAUUAUCGGGAGCUGGAAACCAGCAGGACUUCCAUCAUCAGCAGCAGCAGGCCCAACAGCAGCAGCAGCAGCAACAACAGCAGCAACAGCAGCAGCAGAUGAUGUUCAACCAGCAGCAGCAGAACUUCCAGCAGCGAUUCAACUGAGAGACUGACAAAUGCAGCAUUUUUUCUACCACUAGCCUUCUAAGUAUUUAAUGACCCUAGCGCGUAAAACAUACAAAACAAUUAAAGUGUACAACCUAGUACCACUC
Drosophila elegans is the source of this 1536-nucleotide messenger RNA. RefSeq names its product cyclin-dependent kinase 8 (gene Cdk8). Bases 71 to 1429 code for a protein of 452 amino acids. Gene Ontology annotation, molecular function: cyclin-dependent protein serine/threonine kinase activity; RNA polymerase II CTD heptapeptide repeat kinase activity; ATP binding. Gene Ontology annotation, cellular component: nucleus; mediator complex. The record is from RefSeq and is a predicted model, not a curated record. Gene Ontology annotation, biological process: protein phosphorylation. The transcript is spliced from 2 exons. Lineage: Eukaryota; Metazoa; Arthropoda; Insecta; Diptera; Drosophilidae.